Messenger RNA from Misgurnus anguillicaudatus (oriental weatherfish), 4320 nucleotides. NCBI's taxonomy places the organism in Eukaryota, Metazoa, Chordata, Actinopteri, Cypriniformes, Cobitidae. The record is from RefSeq and is a predicted model, not a curated record.
CCUCCCCUCUCUGUGUGUGCUUGUGUGUGUGUGAGAGAUUUUCCCAAUGAGAUGCAAACACAGUGAGCUAAUGGCAGUUUUCUGCUAGCACUGUGUGUGUUGUUUAUUUCAGUAUGGCAGUGGAUUCAUUAUCUCCUGAUUGGGAGUUUGAUCGCUUUGAUGAUGGAUCGCAAAAAAUUCACACAGAAGUGCAGCUUAAAAGCUAUGAGAAGUUUCUAGAGGACUACGCCACUCAGCUCCAGGGCAUCGAGGAAGCGUUAGAUGAGUCUGUCGGAGAUGUAUGGGACUUUACUCUGGAUCCUAUUGCUUUAAAGCUCCUACCAUAUGAACAGUCCUCACUACUGGAGCUCAUCAAAACUGAAAAUAAGGUGCUUAACAAAGUCAUCACAGUUUAUGCAGCAUUGUGCUGUGAGGUCAAAAAACUAAAGUAUGAGGCCGAAACAAAGUUCUAUAAUGGCUUGUUGUAUUAUGGUGAAGGAGUGUCUGAUACUAGUGUGGUGGAAGGAGAGACUCAAAUUCAGAUGGGUCGCUUCAUUUCCUUCUUGCAGGAGCUUUCUUGCUUUGUUUCCCGUUGCUUUGAGGUGGUGGUCAAUAUGGUCCACCAAUUGGCUGCUUUAUACAACAGCAACAAGAAUGCGACAAAAAUCAUUGAGUCCACAGGCGUACACUUUCAGACAGUGUAUGAACAUCUGGGUGAACUUCUGGUGAUCCUCAUCACGCUGGAUGAGAUCAUGGAGAACCACGCCACGCUGAAGGAUCACUGGAAGAUGUACAAAAGGUUACUGAAAUCUGUCCAUCAUAACCCAGCCAAGUUCGCCAUCCCAGAGGAGAAACUGAAGCCAUUUGAGAAGCUCUUACUUAAGCUGGAGGGGCAGUUGUUGGACAGCAUGAUCUUUCAGGCUUGUGUGGAGCAGAGGUUUGAUAAUCCAGGAGAGGGAGUGUCUGUCUCUAAAAACAGUGCCUUUGCUGAGGAGUUUGCCUGUAAUAUAAGAACCAUUUUUACCAAUGUUGAGUCAAGGCUUGGGGAACCGUCUGAGAUCGAUCAGAGGGACAAGUACGCAGGCAUUUGCUGUCUCUUCGUGCUUCACUUCCAUAUCUUCAGGACUGUCGACAAGAAGAUGUACAAAUCCCUGCUGGACGUGUGUAAAAAGGUGCCCGCAGUGACAUUGGUAGCAAACAUCGUCUGGUUUCCUGACACGUUUUUGACGAACAAAGUUCCUGCGGCUGCCAAACUGAUGGAUAAGAAAAGCCUCCAAACCAUCAUCAGCAACAGAGAUGCAUACUUACAGCAAAAAGCACAGAUGCUAAUUAAGUACAUGCAAUCUUACUACAUCUUUGUGACCUCUUGGAUGAUGAAGAUGGAGUCCAUAUUAUCUAAAGAAACAAAACCGGAAAAGCAGUUUGAAGACUUGAGCAAUAGGUGCAAUGUAUUUGUACAGGGAAUCCUGUAUGCUUACAGCAUCAGCACCAUCAUCAAGACAACCAUGAACAUGUACAUGUCAAUGCAGCGGCCGAUGACCAAGACCUCUGUUAAGGCCCUAUGCCGAUUGGUGGAGCUGUUAAAAGCUGUUGAGCACACUUUUCACCGGCGGUCAAUGGUCGUUGCAGACUCCGUUUCUCACAUCACGCAGCAUCUACAGUCUCAAGCUCUGACCUCUAUUUCCAUCGCUAAGAAAAGAGUGAUUUCAGAUAAGAAGUACAGUGAGCAGAGACUGGAUGUUCUCUCUGCAUUGGUUCUGGCUGAAAACACUCUGAAUGGGCCCAGCACCAAGGAGAGGAGGCUUAUAGUGUCUCUGGCUCUCAGUGUUGGCACUCAGAUGAAAACAUUCAAGGACGAGGAGCUUCUGCCUCUACAGCUUGUUCUCAAGAAGCUGGACUUGAUCAGUGAACUUCGAAAGCGAGUAAAAGUGCAGUGCGACUGCAGUUUCCUCUAUUGGCAUCGUACAGUGUUCCCCAUCUAUCUGGAUGAUGUGUAUGACAACGCAGUGGAUGCGGCCCGAAUACACUACAUGUUUAGUGCACUUAGAGACUGCGUGCCCACCAUGUUGCAUGCCAAACACUUGGAGUCAUGUGAUCAGCUGCUGGCGUCUUACGACAUUGAGAUCAUGGAAAUCCUCAAUGAGCACCUGCUAGACAAGCUGUGUAAGGAGAUUGAGAAAGACCUGCGUCUGUCUGUGCACACGCACCUUAAACUGGAUGAUCGAAACCCUUUUAAAGUUGGCAUGAAGGACCUGGCUCACUUUUUCACUCUCAAACCCAUACGCUUCUUUAAUAGGUUUAUCGACAUUAAAGCCUAUGUGACACACUAUCUAGACAAAACGUUUUACAACCUGACAACUGUGGCUCUUCAUGACUGGGCCACGUACAGUGAGAUGAGGAAUCUCGCCACACAACGCUACGGUUUGGUCAUGACCGAGGCUCAUCUACCCAGCCAAACUCUAGAACAGGGACUUGAUGUUCUUGAGAUUAUGAGGAACAUCCACGUCUUUGUCUCCCGCUACCUCUACAAUCUUAACAACCAGAUCUUCAUAGAGAAGACCAGCAACAACAAGCACUUGAACACCAUUAACAUCCGACACAUUGCCAACUCCAUUCGCACACAUGGGACUGGUAUCAUGAACACAACGGUCAACUUUACGUAUCAGUUCCUUCGCAAGAAGUUCUACAUUUUCAGUCAGUUCAUGUAUGAUGAACAUAUCAAAUCCAGGCUCAUCAAAGACAUCCGCUUCUUCAGGGAAACCAAGGACCAGACGGACCAAAAGUAUCCUUUCGACAGAGCGGAAAAGUUCAACCGUGGCAUCAGGAAGUUGGGUUUAACUCCAGAUGGUCAGAGCUACCUCGAUCAGUUUAGACAGCUGAUCAGUCAAAUCGGCAACGCAAUGGGUUACGUACGGAUGAUUCGUUCAGGGGGUCUGCACUGUUGCAGUAGUGCUAUCAGGUUUGUUCCUGAUCUAGAAGAUAUUGUGAACUUUGAAGAACUUGUGAAAGAAGAAGGCCUCUCAGAGGAAACACAAAAAUCUGCAAGUCAACUGGACUCUGUGCUCAGUGACCUGACCAGCAGUUCUGCCGAAGGCACCGAGUACUUCAAGAAGCUUGUUGGGGUUUUCGCACCAGAGUUUCGUAGCGCCAAGAACAUGCACUUGAGGAACUUCUACAUGAUUGUUCCUCCUCUGACAGUAAAUUUUGUGGAGCACUCCAUCAGCUGCAAGGAGAAACUGAAUAAGAAGAAUAAGGAAGGAGCCGCCUUCACAGAUGAUGGUUUUGCUAUGGGGGUUGCCUACAUCUUGAAGCUUCUAGACCAGUAUCAGGAGUUCGACUCGCUGCACUGGUUCCAGGCUGUCAGAGAAAAAUACAAGAAGGAAAUGAAUGCAGUGGUGAAGGAGCAGAACGUUCAGUCCACCAGCCAGGAUGAGAAGCUCUUGCAGACUAUGAACCUGACACAGAAGAGACUGGAUAUAUAUCUGCAGGAGUUUGAGCUGCUGUAUUUCUCUCUGAGCAGCGCUCGGAUCUUCUUCAGGGCUGAUAAAACCGCAGCAGAGGAGACUCUGGAGAAAAAAGACAGAGAGGAAGUUACUAAAAGCGGUGCUGGUUCUUCUACCGUCGAGGGUUCUCCUGGCGACCCAAGUGCCAAGUGAAACCGAGGAGCAACCAAAGGAGUACGUGAUACCAGGAUUAAUCCUGCACAAACUAUACUUCUAUUAAAAACAUUGUAUAGUAUCUUUAUUUUUUAAUGUCAUUGUGGCAUGAUGCCAGCUGCACUCAUUUGACUGAAACUUAACUGUGGGUUUUGGACCAAUGCUUCAUUGUAAGACCAUGAAUGUUUUAUAUGUAUCUUGCAGCUGUCUAGUCAUCUGUUGCUUUCAACACUUGGCCAUAAGAAAAAUCUGAUUGGUGGAUGAAGCAGGUUGUGUUGGUAUUUUUUCGUAAUACGGUUGAAAUAUUUUUUAUUGUAUUUCUGCAUUUGGGAUAGAGAGAUUUAAAAAGAAAUUAUAGGAUGAUUGUGUUAUUUUCAUCAAGAAUAUUAAUGUACUAAUGAUUUUAUAAGCAACUGCAACAUCACAAGCAUUCAAUAAGUAAAGCAUUGUCUGCAUGUUUAUUUCAAUUGAUGUGAAAUAUGUAGCAAAAGACAUUUGUGCUACCCGACGCAUCACGAUGUGGCCAAUAGUAAAUAACAUCAGUGCUGGAAUUAAAGGUGCACAGUGUACAUUUUAGCGGCAUCUAAUGGUGAGGUUGCAAAUUGCAACCAACGGCUCAGUCCACUGCUCACCCCUCACUUUUGAAACGCAUAGAGGGCCUACGGUAGCCGCCACCGGACAAACA